UGAUCAAAAUAUAAAUUUAUUGAUAAUUGAGUGGUCACGGUUGUAGUUUAUCCUUAAAUUAUUGUAAAUUAUAUAUUUUAUUAUUUUUAAAUAAAAUCAAUUGUCAGCCGCCAAUAAAAAUGGAAAAAGAAAACAAAUCUAGCCAAAGAAAAAAAAAGGGAAAAAAAACUCCCAUUACCAGGAAGAAACUAGAAAGUAACACUGCCAAUUUGAACUCAGACCAAAAAACACACACUUUCUGGACCAAUUAAUUUCACUUUCUAUCUAUUUCUUCGUUUUCCGAUCCUUCUUUGUUGCAUUUCUUCUCUACUCUCUGAGUUUUGACUUUGGGUCAAUUUAUUUAAAUUCCAAUCUGUUUUUCUUUUGGUAGAUUCUUUUUUGGUUUUUGUUUUGUUGCAUGUUUUCUAUUUAUAAUCCAUAGAAAAGAUUCAAUCUUUUUCUUUCAUCUAGAAUUGUUUUUUUUUUCUCCUGUUUUCUGUUUCUUCGCUUUUCUGGACCGUGAAUAUGAAAAAAUCCAAAAUGAACUAAAGGAUUGGAUCGGAGUCAGCUGGUGGAUACUCUGAAAAUCAAUGAAGUUUCCAUCUUGAAUUCAGAACUUCAAUUCAAUUUCCGAUCAGCAGAAUUGGGUUAUUUUAUUUUGGCUUUUUUUCGUGUUUUGAGUGAUUUCUACGGUAAUGGAGCUAUCGGGAAUACUAUUAGUUUUGGGGGCUAGAAAAGGUUGAUUCUUAUUUAUUUAUUUGGGGGGGGGGAUAGUUAUGGAUGAAGUUGGCCCUAGUAAUCAAGAAGAGUUUAAGGGGUACUCAAGAUUGGGCACAGAGCAAAAACCUGCGUUGCGAUGGCGACCGAGGCAACUGGUUUUUCGGCCUUAUUCAUCUAUAAAUGGUGCUGAUAGAAAGCUGCGUGUUGUUGUUAGGAAGCCUUUGGUGGCAAGACUGACAAAGGACAUAAUAGAAACUUACCAAAUAUGCAAUCCAAAAUUUAAAUAUUCAGAAGAAUUGAACCCAAAGAGGUUUUUGACUAGCCCAUCUGUUGGUGUCCUCAAUGAUGGCCACGACAAUGUGAACUCGGAUCUGAUUCUAACUGUGAACUUUGUCUUGAUAAAUUUAGAAACACGGCGAAGAUAUAUUGUCAAAAAUGUUCUUGGUCAUGGGACUUUCGGGCAGGUUGCUAAGUGCUGGGUUCCAGAAACAAGCAGUUUUGUUGCUGUGAAGAUAAUUAAAAACCAACCUGCUUACCAUCAGCAGGCACUGGUUGAAGUUUCUGUUUUGACAACGUUGAAAAAAAAGUAUGAUCCGGAAGACGAGCAUCACAUUGUCCGUAUUUAUGAUUACUUUGUAUAUCAACACCAUUUAUGCAUUUGUUUUGAACUUCUCGACACAAAUCUGUACGAGCUUAUCAAGAUAAAUCAUUUUAGGGGUCUCUCAUUGAGCAUUAUUCAGCUGUUUUCAAAACAGAUUUUACGUGGACUGACUUUGUUAAAAGAUGCUGGAAUAAUUCAUUGUGAUCUUAAGCCAGAAAAUAUUCUUCUCUGUACAAGUGUCAAGCCAGCAGAAAUUAAAAUAAUUGACUUUGGAUCAGCUUGCAUGGAAGAUUGGACUGUUUAUUCCUACAUUCAGAGCCGGUAUUAUAGGUCUCCUGAAGUUCUUCUUGGAUAUCAAUAUACAACAGCUAUUGACAUGUGGUCCUUUGGCUGCAUAGUUGCUGAACUCUUUCUUGGGCUGCCAUUAUUCCCAGGUGCUUCAGAAUUUGAUCUUCUAAGGCGAAUGGUUGAAAUUCUUGGAGGGCAGCCCCCUGAUUAUGUUCUAAAGGAGGCAAAAAACACAAGUAAGUUCUUCAAGUGCGUCGGGAGAAUCCACAAUAUAGGGAAUAGUGAAGUUUGUGGCAGAAGUGCUUACCAAGUAUUAACAGAAGAAGAAUAUGAAGCUAGGGAGUUAAAAAAACCGUUGAUUGGAAAAGAGUAUUUCAAUCAUAAGAAUCUUGAAGCAAUAGUUACAUGCUAUCCUUACCGGAAAAACUUGCCUAAAGAAGAUAUCAUUAAAGAAAGUCAGGUACGAUUAGCUUUGAUUGAUUUCUUGAGGGGACUAGUUGAGUUUGAUCCGGCAAAACGGUGGUCACCUUUCCAGGCUUCGAAACACCCUUUUGUUACUGGGGAACCUUUCACACGGCCAUAUAGGCCUCCGCCAGAGACCCCUCACUUGCUGGUUGCUCGAAACAUUAAGGUGGACCAUCACCCUGGUGGAGGGCAUUGGUUUGCAGCUGGUCUUUUCCCUAAUGUUUCAAAGAGGAGCGGAGUUACUUUUCAUAACAGCCCACAGUUCCCAAUGGUACCGUAUGGUCAUGCCAAUUGCUAUAGCAGUAUGGGAAGUCUUAGUAGCUAUAAUGAUAAUAGUGGGCUUGGAAGCAGCUAUGGGAGUUAUGGAGAUAGUAGUAGCAUAUUUGCAUGUUAUUCACCUGUUUGUCCGUCUGUGAUGACUGUGCAUAUGCAGAGUAGUGCAUCAAUGCUUGGAGGUAGUCCCAAUGCUAGAUGGAGAAUCAUGCAGUACUCUCAUGGGAACGGAGUUGGUAUGAGUCCAUCGGCCAGAAACUUUUCCCUGCUUCACCUUGGCACUAGUCCCUCACAGUUUACUCCUCCAAGCUCCUAUGGUCAAGGUUCAGUAGGCUCCCCUGGACAUUAUGGUCCUACUUCUCCAGCUAGAAACAGUUGUCAAGGAUCACCAUUAAGUAAGAUGGUUGUGGCCAGCCAGUUCAUGAAGAAAAGUCGGGGACAUUCUGGAAAUUCACAAUCUCAAGAAAGUUUGUCAUCUUCAAACAGACCAGGACAAGUUACUGAUGGAAACAUUUCUAACCAAGCUGAGAGAAACUCUCAGGUUGUUGAUGGCCUGCCGUCUCGUAUACGGUCAAAUUCCAGCUCAGCCAAUUGGAAGCAACAGCAAGGUGGCAUUGGAAUGGCUACAAGUUAUUCAAUUGUUCAGAACAUACCCAAGUCCAUCAGACUUGGUUCUAGUGUGCAACUGCAGUAUAUCACAGGAGCAACUCAAGACAAGUCGGAGGCCAGCAUGCCAUUGUCAGGUCCUGGAUAUUGGGAUCCAAAUUAUAGUGAUGAACUUCUUCUGCAAGAGGAUGGAUCAAAUGAGAGCCACGUAUCUGCUGAGUUUGACAGAGGAAUGCAGAUUGGUUCGGCUGAUUCAUUUGUCAGAAUUGGCAGGUUCAACCAUGUCUCCUCGACUGCAAGCUCAAAUUUGUCAACUCAAAGUCCUCAUUUAGCUAAUGCUUCGCACGCUGGAUAUCCUCGUUUUGUGCCCACAAAUUCUCACCUCAUGCUGCACAACACAAAAUUCUCUGAGCCUAUCUAGGCAGCAAAAUGUUCAGCGGUUCAAUCAUGGAAGAUCAGCUGGUGUUCGGGAUAGAGAACAGAAUCACAUGAAAGUUCAUGUCCCUCCUAGCUUUAGUGCCAGGAGCCCACAUUCUCCCGGAAACAGUUCAUUAAGAAAUGACAUGCCAUGGGGCAACCUCCGCUUGGUACUGAGAAUAGUAAUCGAGUCCAUUUUGAAAUGAUCCUGUAAAUAAUGUAGGACGAAAGGCGAAACAUCCCUAAUGAAACGAUUGCCUAAUGUUGGAAUCAACUUGAUUUCUUGUGGUGUUCUUGGAUUACAUAUUGGUUAUUUGGCAAGAAAUUUGUAUGCAAUAGUUCACUUUGUGAACUUACCAUAAGCAAAAUACUCAUCCAGACCAUGCAGUCUCUCUUGCUGUGCUCUGCAUAAAUAUAA
Molecule: messenger RNA, 3767 nt
Organism: Gossypium arboreum
Lineage: Eukaryota; Viridiplantae; Streptophyta; Magnoliopsida; Malvales; Malvaceae
Product: dual specificity protein kinase YAK1 homolog
Biological process (GO): peptidyl-threonine phosphorylation; peptidyl-serine phosphorylation
Cellular component (GO): cytoplasm
Molecular function (GO): protein serine/threonine kinase activity; ATP binding; protein tyrosine kinase activity
Source: RefSeq, a predicted model, not a curated record